Molecule: messenger RNA, 1602 nt
Organism: Oryza sativa Japonica Group (Japanese rice)
Lineage: Eukaryota; Viridiplantae; Streptophyta; Magnoliopsida; Poales; Poaceae
Source: RefSeq, a predicted model, not a curated record
GAGCCGUUUCCAUCCCUAUGAUCAGGCGAGCUCGAGCAUGAGUCCACUAGUCCACUCCACCUCCCCCCUCGUUUCUCAGCUUAACCGCACCCCGCACCGCACGUACACACGCCCACGCCUCCUUGGAUCCGCACGGGAGCACAGCUGCACGCAUCUCGCCCUCGCCCUCGCCUCGCCUCGUACCAUCCGACGCGCCGCGCCGCGCCGCGCCGAGGAGGCGGAGGCGCGAUGCCGUCCGCGAUCGCGGCGUGCUUCCGCUGCGCGCCGUCCGCGGCGGCGGCGGCGUCGGCGGCGUCCGGCCCCGCGGGGCCCAGCCUGGCGACCUCCGUCUACGAGACCCACCUCGGCCUCGCCGCGCUGUCCUGGACGCGCACCUCCCUCGGCCUAUCCCUCCGCGCCGUGCUCCGCCUCUCGUCCCCGGCCACCGCGGCGUCUGUGGGGACGUGCUUCGACGAGGACGCCGACGAGGAGACCCUGGCCUUCCGCGUCCGCCCCUGGCUCCUCUGGCGGCGGCGCGGGACGAGGCGGUUCCGCGCCGCCGGGGACCGACGCGUCGACCUGGCGUGGGACCUCACCCGCGCGCGCUUCCCGGGCUCGGGUUCGCCCGAGCCUUCCUCGGGGUUCUUCGUCGCCGUCGUCGUCGACGGCGAGAUGGUCCUCGCCGCGGGGGAUUUGUCAGACGCCGCCUACCGCAGGACGCGGGCAAGGCGCCCCGCCGGCCCGCGCCCCGUGCUGCUCUCCCGGCGCGAGCACGUCGCCAUGCGCGACGCCGGCCGCGGCGGGCGCGGGCACCGGAGCUGGGUGACCGUGCGUGGCAAGGAGCGGGAGAUCUCCGUGGAUCUCGUGUCCCGCGGCCGGGGCAGGGACACGGGGAGCAGCGGCAGCAGCAGCAGGGAGAAGGACAGGGCGGACGUCGGCUUGUCCGUCUCCAUCGACGGGGAGCGCGUGCUUCACGUCCGGCGGUUGCGCUGGAAGUUCCGCGGCAGCGAGCGUGUCGACCUCGGCGGCGGCGACCGUGUCCAGCUCUCCUGGGACCUCCACAACUGGCUCUUCCCCCAACGCGAGCCUCCCACCACGGACGCCGCGGCGCACGCGCACGCGCACGCGGUGUUCGUCUUCCGGUUCGACCUCGGCGGCGGCGGCGAGGAGGCGUCAGAGCACGCCAAGGCUCUCUGCGACAAGGCCCCGAGGAGAGACGCCGCCGGCAUUCUGAGAGGCUACUUCGCGCGGUGGGGGCAAAAGGACUGGAGCGAGACCGGCAGCGAGAGGAGGAAGAGGGGGAGAGGCCGGCGGCUGGCCAAGGCGAGCUCCUCCUCGUCGGCGUCCGUCGCCUCGUCGACGGCGUCGUGGGCCAGCGGCUCCACCGUCAUGGACUGGGCGAGCCCCGAGGAGGCCGAGAUGCAGCGCGGCGAUGGCUUCUCCCUCCUGAUCUACGCAUGGAAAUCAUAGCGGCGACGGCGACAUUGUCCCGUGCACCUGACCAUCUCACGCGACGCCAGCGUCGCUGCCAUCAUCGCCGUCGCGUCGCUCGUCGCCGGCCGCCGACGCCCUCCUCCUCUCCCACUUCGCACUGCCGGCCUCGCAAAGAAGUGAGAGAGAGAA